AUGGUCCUUCGAAAGUGCACCAUCUGUGACCGCCGGUUCAAGAAGACAGAGCAUUUCAAACGCCACGAGCGGUCACACACCAAAGAACGUCCCUACGAGUGCAAUGUUUGUCAUAAAAGCUUUUCCCGAAGCGAUGUCCUGAGUCGCCAUGCCAAAGGCCAUAAUCAAGGCACAGCUACUGGGACCAAGUCGAAAGAUUUAGGUGGAAACAAUGCAUCAAAUCGACACCCCUCCACUGUAUCCGGAGCAUCGCCGAUGAUGGCUGGCCCUGGUAUAGAGAAUGGGACGCAUUUGUUACCUCCCAUUGGUGCAGAUGCGCAUCAAACCACCAAUGUUCCAGUCCCCCGGGAUAUGUCGCUUUCAACUCCCGGGAUUCCACAUUCCCCGUUAGACUUUCUCGCGAAUAUCUCGGCACAGCAAGGCCGAGCUGAUUCUGAUAUCCACCCCAUGUUUGAAGACCAGCAGCAGUACUUCAGCUGGAACGAAGUGACUCCUUCAGAUCAAACCAUGCAGCAAGUUAGUGCAGGGUUCGAGGAUGUACCGAACGAUAUGCUGCAAUUGUGGCUUGAGCCUCGCACAGAUGGAGGAUCCAAUCAUGGAUCGCUGGAUAUGGGCCAUUUGCCGUUAAUGGGAGACAAUGUCGUGAUGACUCCAGAUCCCCAGAAUCGACGUUCAAUUGACAGUGGCCAGUCUGGAGGUGACAAUAUUCCUAAUGAACGAUUUUCCAGGGUACAGCGGUGCUGGCUUGCGCCAACGAAUCAUGGUCGGCUGGUGAAUAGCCUUUGGCGAGAUAUUGUCUACACUAAUAUUGACAAUGUGUUUUCGAUCAAACCUUCGAAUCUGCCCAGUGAUAUCAACUUGGUUCAAGGGUCUCGAUAUGGGGUGGAUGAUAAUUGCAGACGCUCUUUGCAGGCAGCAUUUGCCCAGACGCCAUUUCCCUUUUCGCAAAUGCAGGCUUUAAGAAAUGAUAUUCCAUCCCCUGCCAUGUCUGGCUCAACUUCUACAUCAUUCCCUCAUUUUCCUCCGGCGGAGGUUUUGGACAUGGCAUUAGACCUUUUCUUUCGGAAAUUCCAUCCUCUUGUGCCGUUUGUUCACCUCCCGACCUUUUCUGCAAAGGGAACGCGCCCGUCCCUCCUCUAUGUGAUGUGUCUCAUUGGAAUGAUGCUUAUGGGAACCAAGGGUACGGCGACUUUUGUUCUACGGAAUUUUACGCAUAUGCUUGAGAAGAUCACAUCUGAGCUGGCUAGAUACACUGUAGGUGGGGAAAGCCCGGCUAAUACUGUGUCUAUCUAUGCCACUGCUUUUCUCUUCUUGAACUUGGCAGUGUUGACAGGAGAGAAGUCCCAUUUAGAGCAAUGCCAAAUGCUCUAUGUCAACCUUAUGUCGAUUGCCCAGAGGAAUGGACUCUUCGCUGCUACUGAGGGCCAAAUACUUGAUAUGACACUUUUCGAAAGUGUACCUGACAUUGACAUGCGAUGGAAAGCCUGGAGUAAAGUCGAAUCUACCAAGAGAGUUAUCAUCGGUCUCCUUCUUCUGGAUUCUUGGUAUUCAUCUCUGCUUUCAAACAGUCCAAUUAUUGCCCCCGACUCAAUACAAAUCAUCAUGCCCUGCCACGAAGCUCUCUUCCGCGCACACUCUUCCAUGCGAUGGACUCAACUCAUCCGCGGUGGCAAGAGAAUCCUCGCUUCAACGGUGCUGGCACCGUCUGAAAACAUCAACAUUCCCACCCUAGAAGGCCCUAUGGACGACUUCAGCAUUCAAGCGGUACUCGCAAUGGUCCAAUUACGUCAAUCAGAAGCUUAUCACCGACUUCUCUCCAAUCGUGCCAGCUACCCCUUCGCACCCUGUCACACAUACGCCAUGGACGGUCGAGCCCGGUGUCUCCCAUCCCUUCAAUCACAAAUAUCAACAUUUUAUGGCGAAUCACUUCUUCAACUCAGCCCGAACGCCCUCGUCAUGUGGCACCACAUGUGCAUGACUCUCACGGCUGACAUUCAGAUCUUCGAAUUCGCAGCUGGUCGAGCCGGUCCUAUUCCCGCGCGAAAAGCCCUCGAUGAUAUCGCUCAGUGGUCGCAGACCCCCGCUGCUAGACGGGCCUGCCUACACGCAGCACAUAUCUAUAAAGCAAUGGUCAACCGCAAAGCGUCCGACCAUCCAACCUUUCAUUCUGUCUUCGCAGUCUUCUCCGCCGCUCUAGUAUUAGGUCUAUACACAUUCAUGGUCCCCAAUUCCGCAAGCACCCCUUCUGGUGUUGGUUCUAUCGACCUGAUGGACGAUAUCGACUGGGGCCAGGUUGGAACUGAAGGAUUCACCAGUUUCAUGGAACCCAGAGGAAGCCAAACAUUCUCGCCGACGGAUGACGCGGCGGUCAAUUUUAUUCGCAAUGGUGCUACGAUUUAUCUUCGUGGAGUUCCGUUUCAAGGGGGGUAUCAGUCUGCUCGAAGAACUUUUCUAGAUUACGCGAGUCUUCUCAAGGAUUCUGGAGAGUGGAGUGUGAAGAAAUUUUCGUAUGUGCUUCAUAUUAUGAGUGAUGUGUUGAUGGAUGUAGAAUGA
Penicillium odoratum is the source of this 2553-nucleotide messenger RNA. Its product is annotated as FTFMHR domain-containing protein. The transcript is spliced from 7 exons. The coding region runs from base 1 to 2553 and encodes 850 amino acids. The record is from RefSeq and is a predicted model, not a curated record. Lineage: Eukaryota; Fungi; Ascomycota; Eurotiomycetes; Eurotiales; Aspergillaceae. Gene Ontology annotation, molecular function: zinc ion binding; DNA-binding transcription factor activity, RNA polymerase II-specific; RNA polymerase II cis-regulatory region sequence-specific DNA binding. Gene Ontology annotation, biological process: DNA-templated transcription; regulation of transcription by RNA polymerase II. Gene Ontology annotation, cellular component: chromatin.